Messenger RNA from Adineta ricciae, 2928 nucleotides. NCBI's taxonomy places the organism in Eukaryota, Metazoa, Rotifera, Eurotatoria, Adinetida, Adinetidae. The record is from the annotation of a GenBank genome assembly.
AUGCGAACUGAAACCAACCAUGAAGUGGGUAAACUGAUCAACUAUUUCGAAAACUACAUUAACGAUCUAAACAAAGAUUUCACAUUGCUUUCCAAAUCAAUUCAGCAGAUACGUACAACCAGUCAAAACACUUCUCAUCUAACCGUAUCAAACAAUGAUACACCUCGACCGAUUUCUACUACUCUACCACCGAUUAUCGACGAAGAAGAAUCGCAUCCAAUCGAACCCGAUCAAACGUUUUCCGAAGAUAUCUACGAUCGUCUUACCUAUCAAACUCUUGUUCAUACAAAUUCCUAUUCAAGUCGAGAGCAUCUCUCCGUUAAAAGCACAAAACGACGAUGCCAUCAAACAACGAAAAAACGGCUACACCGUCGUCGAGCACCAACUUAUAUCAAAGAACUCAAAGCUUAUCUAGCCCAUCGGGAAUCUUCCAUCAAUGACAUGGUGAAAAUAUCCGAUGUAAAACGAUUCAGUAAUGUUCUUGUUUGGCUUUCAAAUCAAGCCACAUCUCCAUCAUUAAUCGAAACGUCUGCACCGAUAUCCCUAAUAAAAAACGAUAAUCCGACUGUUCCACAAUGUAAAGAUCAACCAUUUAAUAACUAUUUAACUUAUGACAACAUUCGAUGGAAAUUAAAAGUCCGAAAAGAAGUUUUUUCACCAGCGGAAACUUUUAAUCAACCACUACUUAUCGAAUUGCUCUAUCGGCAAAUUAUUCGUGAUAUCUUCUCAUCAGUAUGUGUUCGCAUAAGUGAAGCUGAACGAACAAAUAUGAAAAGCUUUCUGUCUUCACAUGGUGUAGCGAUGAUAAGUGAUAUUAAUCUAAUCAAAACUUCACUAACUAAGAAGGCAAUUAUUGAACAAGCACGGCAAUGGUCCAUCUACUUUGCACGAUUAUUUCCUUUGAGAACGACUUCCAAUGAUCUACAUUUAUUAGGCGUCUCUCAUUCGGGUAUUCGAUUGAUUAAACAAAGUCGGAGUGCAACUAGCACAAGUAUACUGAAAGUGAUGGACACGUUUCCAUUCGAUGUUAUUCAAAAUGUUUCGUCGAUUCGGAACGGUUCGAGUAUUGAAAUUGAAUUAACGAAAAAAUCAAUUAUAGUUCAAUCUGAUCGGAUCCACAAGAUCAAACAAAUGAUCGAUAAAUUCUUAAUUGAAUCUCGAAUGGAAAUGAACAGAUUAUCUCGUACAUCAAAUCAUAAAUCGUUGUCCACACCGUUAUCGAAUCCAAGCGAUGGAUUUAAAUCUUCAACUCAAGCUAGUUUGAUGACUUACAGUCAAACUAUGAGUGAGAUACAACAAUCACCGUCAUUCGAUGUGUCUACACCGAAGUCAACGCUGCCCACUGGACAUUCUAUGAUGGAAUUUGCAUUACAAAAUUUCAAACUUCAAAAUAAAAAACGCUCGAAGAAAAAUUGGUCAACUUCAGAAUGGACGUGGCAAGAGUAUGCUGAUCUGAUCAAAUGGUCAAAAAUACCGAUCCAAACACCUCUACUUCGCCAUUCAACAAAUGGUUCGUUGCGUAUUUCUCGACAAUGUUUCCUUGCUAUCAUGCGUUUCAUGGGUGAUUAUACGAUGAUACGAGGUCAAGCAAAUACUGAUUGUUUACUCUAUCUCCUCAAAAAUAUGUAUAAACAUCGGAUCUUGAUCGACGAAGUAUUAUGUCAGAUACUCAAGCAGCUAACAGACAAUCAGAGUCAUGUAGGAGAUAGUAUUCGAAACGGAUGGACUUUAUUGGCAAUUGUAUUGAAUUAUUUUGUUCCAAGUGACCAUUUGAAACCAUAUUUUAUGAAAUAUCUUCAAGAGCAUUAUCAUCAAAAUGGCAAACUGAUACAACUGUGUCGAAAUCACUAUGAACAAACAACAAAGUACGGUGGAAGAAAAACCAUGCCGAAUAAAAGUGAAUUUGACCUAUAUACAACUACGGAUCAAAACCGUGGAAAACAUCAAACAUUUCUAUUGCCAGGUGGCGUUCCAUUAAUAAUAUUAAUCAAGCCAUCGAUGGUUAUUGCCAAUUGUUUGAAGCUUCUAUGUGAACAUUUGAAUAUCUCCGAUGAAUUAGAAAACACUGAAUAUUCGAUAUUUAUUAUCAGUGACACAAAAAACAUAUCUCGUUUGCUGACUCCAGCAGAAUAUAUUUUCGAUGUUCUUAACGAAUGUAUUCGCUCGAAUUUGACAGAUUUUCACUUGAUUAUCAAACGUAUGCUUUGGGUGACCAUUCCAUUCGUACUCACCAGUGAUACACAUUCCGAAAUGUUCAUCAAUUUUAUGUAUCAUCAGCUGGUGCCGGAGUUGACUGACGGGAAAAUGAUUCUUUUAUUCAAUAAUCAUUUGUCUGACGAAUUGAUGCAAGAAAUUGCAUUACUGGGUGCAUUACAAUACCGUGCCUCGAACAAGAGUGGCGUUCCAUCGAUGAGAGAAGUGAAAUAUCUUCUUCCGACAACUGUAUUAAAAUUGAAAACUAUUCAUCCACAACAAUGGACAACCGCCGUACAUGAGAAACUUUAUUCAUCUGUUGAAUCGAUGUCAUUGAUCGAAGCUAAAAUGGCAUUUCUGAAUCUCAUACAAACAUGGCCACUCUUUGGUGUAACAUUCUUCACUGCUCAGUCUGUCAAUGAUUCCUUGAUUCGAUCACCCUGUUUCAUCGGUAUUAAUAAACAUGGUCUUUUAUUUCUUGACCUAGACACCAGAGAAACGAUGCGCACAAUUGUUUACAACGAUCUAAUCUCUAUCCGUCGUUAUCAAACGGUGAUCGAUAUCAAAUAUGGAAAUUUAGAUGAAUUACACGUGAUUCAGUGCCAAAUUGAUAAAGCUCAAGAACUCAUUGCACUGAGUGGACGUUAUUUAAAUUUCAUUGGUCGAAAUUUAACGUCACCAUUCGAAAGUGAUGCAACUCAAAUUCCAACACCGACGGACACCAAUCCAAUUUGA